Messenger RNA from Dromiciops gliroides (monito del monte), 1798 nucleotides. Its product is annotated as T-cell immunoglobulin and mucin domain-containing protein 4-like. Bases 45 to 1040 code for a protein of 331 amino acids. The record is from RefSeq and is a predicted model, not a curated record. Lineage: Eukaryota; Metazoa; Chordata; Mammalia; Microbiotheria; Microbiotheriidae. The transcript has 7 exons.
CUUUUGAAAGAAGACACAGAAUCUGAGGAUUGGAACCAGCCAAAAUGACCAGUGGAGUGCUGCUUCUCUGGAUGGUGAUUGAGCUCUGUCUGAACCAAGCCAUAUCAACGACCGUGACAGGGUUUUUGGGUCACUCUGUAAAGUUGCCUUGUUUUUACAAUGUUAGAGAUAGACAGACUCAUGUGAUGUGCUGGGGAAAGGGUUCAUGUCCCAAUAGCAAAUGUAGUGGAGACAUUGUCUGGACUGAUGGACAACGAGUGUCAUGGUCGAAGUCUUCAAAAUAUCAACUUCAAGGAAAUAUUUGGAGAGGUGAUGUGACCCUGACAAUCAAAGACACAAAUAAAGAAGAUAUUGGUAGAUACUGCUGCCGGAUAGAGGUGCCUGGAUGGUUUAAUGAUAUCAAAAAGGAAGUAGUUCUGCAGCUGGAGAGGGCUCCAACCACAACUACUCGUCAGACUACAACUACUCAUCAGACUACAACAACAACUCAUCCAACUACAACAACUCAUCCAACUACAACAACUCAUCCAACUACAACGACACAUCCAGCUAUAACUACUCAGCUGACUACAACUUGUCCAACCACAACAUCCACAACCAGUAUCCAAGUAAUCACUUCAGAAAUUCCUAAUCUAACAACUAUAAUGGCACACCAGUUGACUACAGUCACUGUAAAAUCAACAACAGCAGCUUUUCCUGAGAAAUCAACUUAUAAUCAAGCAAUAAGCUCAGCUCUGACCACUAUACCAUUGACAGAAGUUGCCCCUAUGACUACAGAAACAAGUUUUCCACAAAAUGAUUCUGAAUUUGAAGAGGUAAGAACUUCUGGAGACACUGAACUACUGAUAAUCAUUGUCCCAUUGGUGGGGUUUGUGAUCCUCCUGUUGCUACUGGCUUUUAUUUUGAGAGGUAAAAUCAAAAGAAAGAAUUAUUCGGAUACAACACACAAAAGGCUAAACAAUGCUGGAGAAGUUGGCAGUGCUCUUAGUGCCCUGCCUCGUAGGACAGAAGAAGACGAAGAAGGCCUUUUCACCCUCUAAUAGCUUUCAUUUGGGGAAGUAUGGAUGUGUGUGUGUGUAUGUGUGAUAUUGGAGGCCUGACAAUAAAUUGAUCUAAGUAUGCUUUUUAUAAAAAAAGUAUGCCAGAACUAAGUGAAUAUUAGCCAUUUCAAAGUAGCCAUACUUAUUUGUCCAUUAUUUCCAUUUGCUCGUGCCAUUUCAGAGCAAGGUUAUAAGAAAAUGGUUUUUCAAAGGCUUAUAUAUGUUAUUUGGCCCUGGAGGGGAAGGACAUAAGUUCCACAAAAAAGAAGAUAUACAUUCAUUUAUUCAUCAAAAACAUGAAGCAUCUGCUGAAAGUAGAAAGUAGUUGUAGUAACUGACUUUAUAUAAGGCUUUAAAGUUUGUAAAAUGUUUUACACCCAUUAUCUCAUUUAAAUUUUAUGAUGUAGUAGAAAACAAAGAAUACUGCAUUUGGAGUUAGAGGCCUAGGGCUUAAAUCCCACCUGUCAUCUGUUGUCUUGAAUUACUUUGUGACCCUGGGCAUUACCCUUCUUCUCUCUGAGCCUCAGUUUCCUAAUCUGUAAAGUGAGGGGGUUGGACUAGAUGACCUUGAAGGUACUUCUUAUUCUAACUCUAUGAUUCUAUGAACAUGGUAAGGUAGAUGUUACGAAUAUUAUUAUUCAUCUGAGAUGAGGGAAUGGGGCCAGAGAGGAGACAGUUCUUGCCCUUGGGGAGUUUAUAUUCAAUUAGGGGAAGACGACACUUUAAAGGAAGCCUGAAAGAGUGGUGGAAGGUCAGAA